Aspergillus pseudotamarii is the source of this 990-nucleotide messenger RNA. RefSeq lists its product as uncharacterized. The record is from RefSeq and is a predicted model, not a curated record. Lineage: Eukaryota; Fungi; Ascomycota; Eurotiomycetes; Eurotiales; Aspergillaceae. The transcript has a single exon. Gene Ontology annotation, molecular function: oxidoreductase activity. Bases 1 to 990 code for a protein of 329 amino acids.
AUGCAAUAUAUAGGGAGACAUAUCUGUAGUGCCCGGUCAACGAGCAGAUGUGCUCGAUUCCUAAAUAUAGGCACAAAUCCUAGGCAAUAUCUGUCGGAGAUACAAAGGCCAACUCGCCAAUUCACAAUAGACGCAUUGCCAGCAGUACCUCACUUGUUGGCAAGAGAUCUUGCUGACUCUCAACACCAACACCAUGUUCGUGAUAUACACAACCAUCUCAAGGACUACGGAAUCCUCAAAAUCAGCCUGAGCUUCCCCGACGACAAAAGCCAAUACUUAGGAAGCCUCAUUGUCAGCCUUUCCAAAAACCAUGGACACGGGCUCCCCAUCACUCACAGCGCAUCUCGCGGCUGGUUCUGGGAUGUCCGCCCCAGCGCGACCACAUUUCAGACAGAAAAUCACCAGGCUCGAUCCGAAACAAUGGAGGAAUUUCCCUGGCACACAGACUGCAGCUACGAGCUCGCCCCACCACGGUUCUUUGCGCUUCAUGUUCUCCACCCCGAUCGCUACGGUGGGGGCACCCUCUCGGUCAUGAAAAUCGAUCGACUAAGCCAAUUUCUCUCCCCUGCCACCAAGGCAGCCCUCCUUGAACCCGAAUAUCAGAUCACCAUUCCGCCCGAGUUUAUCAAACAUCCCGACCAACGUCAUAUUGUGGGCAGCCUAUUUGCUAUCGACACGCAGGAUCACGGCCAUUCCCUGAUAAUGCGAUACCGUGACGAGAUCGUGACGCCUUUGAGUCCCAGGGCUGCUGCGGCGCUGAAGCAGCUGAAGGGCGCCCUGAAGAACAUGGAGGCGCUAUCACAAUCCACGCUGCAUCUUACUGCAGCUGACCUACCGGAAAGAUCUAUCAUUCUGCUGGAUAAUUAUCGAUGGCUGCAUGCGCGGAAUGGCAUCAAGGACCCUUCGAGGCAUCUGCGUCGGGUGAGAUGGAACGCCGUUCCGUUUGCUAAUAGUGUCGUCACGCAACCAGCAGCGGAAUCCAGUACCUGA